Messenger RNA from Triticum aestivum (bread wheat), 1187 nucleotides. Its product is annotated as fructose-1,6-bisphosphatase, cytosolic. The record is from RefSeq and is a predicted model, not a curated record. Lineage: Eukaryota; Viridiplantae; Streptophyta; Magnoliopsida; Poales; Poaceae. Gene Ontology annotation, molecular function: fructose 1,6-bisphosphate 1-phosphatase activity. Gene Ontology annotation, cellular component: cytosol; cytoplasm. Gene Ontology annotation, biological process: sucrose biosynthetic process; fructose 1,6-bisphosphate metabolic process; fructose 6-phosphate metabolic process.
AUGGACCACGCGGCGGAGGCGCAGCGGACGGACCUGAUGACGAUCACGCGGCACGCGCUGAACGAGCAGGGGCGGCACCCGGAGUCCCGGGGCGACUUCACCAUCCUCCUCUCCCACAUCGUCCUCGGCUGCAAGUUCGUCGCCUCCGCCGUCAACAAGGCCGGCCUCGCCAAGCUCAUCGGCCUCGCCGGCGAGACCAACGUCCAGGGGGAGGAGCAGAAGAAGCUGGACGUGCUCUCCAACGAGGUCUUUGUCAAGGCGCUCGUCAGCAGCGGCCGCACCUGUGUGCUCGUGUCUGAAGAGAACGAGGCGGCCAUCUUCGUGGACGCGCCCCUCCGCGGAAAGUACUGCGUGUGCUUCGACCCGUUGGACGGCUCCUCCAACAUCGACUGCGGCGUCUCCAUCGGCACGAUCUUUGGAAUCUACAUGAUCAAAGACAAGGACAACGCGACUCUGGAGGACGUGCUGCAACCCGGGACCCACAUGAUCGCCGCUGGCUACUGCAUGUACGGGAGCUCAUGCACGCUUGUGUUGAGCACUGGGAACGGUGUAAAUGGCUUCACUCUUGAUCCUUCCCUGGGAGAGUUCAUACUUACCCAUCCCAACAUAAAGAUACCAAACAAAGGGAAGAUCUACUCGGUGAACGAAGGAAAUGCCAGAAACUGGGACGCGCCUACAGCGAAGUACGUAGAGAGAUGCAAGUUUCCCCAAGACGGCUCAUCACCAAAAUCCUUGAGAUAUAUUGGAAGUAUGGUUGCUGAUGUUCAUCGCACCCUGCUCUACGGAGGCAUAUUUCUGUACCCCGCCGACAAGAAGAGCCCCAACGGGAAGCUUCGUGUUCUGUACGAGGUUUUCCCCAUGUCGUUCCUGAUGGAGCAAGCCGGAGGCCAGUCUUUCACCGGCAAACAUCGGGCCCUUGAAAUUGUUCCUUCUGAGAUACACCAGAGGUCUCCGAUAUUCCUCGGGAGCUACGAUGAUGUGGAGGAGAUUAAAUCACUGUACGCUGCGGAGUCGAGCACCGCCUGAUCUGAGUACCUGAAGACACAUACACAUGUUCCGCAUCGGGUAGCUAAAAGAAAAGGUUAUGUUCCGCGUUGUGACAAAACUCCUUAGGUAGUGUUAUGGUGAUUCUGAGAUCAUUGUCAUGGCCUCGAUGUAACAAUAUCCGUGUAUACAUAUAUUUGACA